Molecule: messenger RNA, 1421 nt
Organism: Chara braunii
Lineage: Eukaryota; Viridiplantae; Streptophyta; Charophyceae; Charales; Characeae
Source: the annotation of a GenBank genome assembly
CUAACUGUUAUAUCUCAUUGGGAGAUAUGGUUUUGGGGGGGUGGGAAGGUGUAAGAGGGGGUAGGAGGGUGGAGGGACUGAUGAAGGGUUGGCGAUGGGCCACACACACCAAACGACGACUAACGGCGAAGUUUGUGAGAUCUCGUGAAGUUGACUUUCAGAUUUUAAUCCAACUAACCGAGUGGUCAAAAGGAUAAGGAAGUAAUCUGAAAACCCAUGGUUGGGCUUGAAGAUGAAGAAGAGCAUGGUCACAUUGCCAUUCUCAAUUUCCGUCGUGCUUUCCACGGCAGCGUGUUUGAGAAAUAUCACGUACUUCCUCUCCAACUGGCUGGCCUCGAUGUCUCUGGGGCCGUGACUAAGCAUCCGGUUUUUGAGAAGAUAGGCCAAUUCUUGCUGCGAGCAGGAAAUGUCAAUCUCCUGAUGAGGGAUCGUGAAACCUUCAGCAGCGAGUUUGUUAAUUUUUGCAAUGCAACGGAAGAAGAUACUGCACUUGUUUCAGAUUGCCGUGAUGCUGUGGACGUGGCGAGUGACUACAUCAUUGCAUUCGGCAAGUUCGAGGAGGGAGAGGAUGCCUUCCGUGACCGUCUCGCACAGACCACGGGUUAUCAGUUGGGUUGUUAUCGUUGUUUUGGUGCUCAGACGGGUUAUCAGUUGGGCUGCUAUCAUUGCUUCGAUACUUCCGAUGUCGCCCGAUUGGUUGGUCUGUGCAUGGUGAAGUUUGCACUCUCCAAUUCCAUGCGGCUGUUGAGGCGAUUGUUCCGGCGGUCAGGGAUGGAUGUCACCCAUGAGUGUGAUGAGACCCUUGCAAGGAAACUGUUUCAAGUCUGCAGAACAAGUGCUCCUCACAACGACUAUUCGGCGAGCAUGACCCAUGCUCAGCUGAUUGAUUUUGAUCUUGUGGGAGUCGAUGGGCGGCACUUCCCACUACGAAUGAUCCUGACCGGUCGUAGUUUCCAGUUGGAUGCUUGGUACGCUGAGGUCAGCGAUCGUCAGACUGGCUCCCUGAUCGCCAGAGCUGUAGGUGAGAACGCUCACAGGACGCCGGAUGAUCGAGAUGACCAGACAAGGCUGGAAAUUGUGGAUGCGAAUGUCAUCGAAGAACGGUACAAGCCACACGGCGAUGUUCCUACAAUGCUUCCAAGAGUCACAACGUCAAGCUAUUAUGGUUUUCGUCGCUGUUAUAAGCAUCGGGAGCUCGACGAGGAUGAGCAUGUGCGUUUGUACUUCGAGGAAUGUCGUUCUGAGGGCAUUAUCUUCUCCAACAUAGGAAAUGAAGAGAUGAAAUCCUUGUAUCAUCUCCGCGAAGUGCAAGGAAGAUGAGCAAUAGCGAACUCCAGAACGCAAACAGCAUCAUACAUAAGAUACCAGAUAGCCAUGACCUCGAACCAUAAGCAGAAUGGCAUCACGAGUUUCACCCAAUA